AUGGAAACCACUGCUAGUAAGAAGAGAAAGAAGAACACCACUCAAACUCAGCAACCUGAUGUCUCUGCCGUAAUACCUCUUGGAGUAAUCACCCCUCAAUUCUUAUCUGAUGAGUAUGCUGCAAGAUGGGACUCAACAAACAAAAGGAAAAUCCUGAGCGAAAGGUAUCCUGAUGUUGAAAAGUUCAAGUCUCAGUGCCAACUCAUGCCAAUGUUUGAGAAGUUAAACCUUGUCAAGUCUGUAACAACUCAGACGAGCUAUCCACCUAUUGCCAUCAAGGAAUUUUAUGCAAACCUUCUAAAGACUAUCAAGGAGGCUGGCUCACAUGUUUAUGGACGUGUUUGGCUGAGAGGAAACAAAUACAAUUUUGACACACGUACCAUCAAUCUGUAUCUGGGCAUAGAUGCAAGUGACAUUGAGGAUCCUAUUAUUGGUGCAAAUACAAUCACAAAGGUUAUUACAGGAAGAACAUACAGCUAUUGGCCUGCUGAAACCAACAUGUUGCCAGCCAAAUCUCUCACAACAAAGUAUGUUAUUCUGCACAAACUAGCAAUGACAAAUUGGAUGCCAAAUGAACACCGAGGAGGAUUAAACUUUCUUAUGGCCACCCUGAUCUACAAGAUAGGCAAAGGUAUUCCUAUCGACAUAGGUGACAUUAUCUUCAAACAUGUGGCAUCUUUCAGAAAACCAGAGUCUAAGGAGAGCAAGGUAAAGCUGCCUUUUCCCUGCACAAUUUAUGGAGUUCUGCGCUCACAAGGGUUCAAACUAGAACCAAAUGAGCCUAUGGAUGCACCACAAGUCAGAAAAAUUGAUGCCAAACUCAAACAAGGAAGUCAUGUGUUUGACAUCUUUCCAGAACAUGCAAGUAGCUCAGCCCCAGCUCUGAACCUUGAUGCACCAUUUACCAGCAAACUCACAGCCCAGCACCUUGACAAAAGCAUCAGAGAUCUUAACACGAUCAUACAGAUACUUGUUGAAAAGAGAACAAUUGAGAUGCAGUUACGUGAACAACUGAGAUUGAGAGACCAAGAGAUGACUGCUGCUGCCACUGAAACACCCACUGAUCCAUCUACUGCACAUGAAGCUGAUUCCACUGUACCUGAAGCUGAUUCCACCGCACCUGAAGCUGAAUCCACUGCAAACAACCAGGAGGAUGAGUCCUCAGAAUCUGAUUGA
Molecule: messenger RNA, 1176 nt
Organism: Ipomoea triloba (trilobed morning glory)
Lineage: Eukaryota; Viridiplantae; Streptophyta; Magnoliopsida; Solanales; Convolvulaceae
Exons: 1
Coding region: 1-1176 (391 amino acids)
Source: RefSeq, a predicted model, not a curated record